Molecule: messenger RNA, 453 nt
Organism: Pleurotus ostreatus (oyster mushroom)
Lineage: Eukaryota; Fungi; Basidiomycota; Agaricomycetes; Agaricales; Pleurotaceae
Exons: 1
Coding region: 1-453 (150 amino acids)
Source: RefSeq, a predicted model, not a curated record
AUGCCGCGCGAACGAAGUGGAAGCCAAAGCUCCAGUGAUAGCAGCUCGUCUGGCCAUGAACAAUCUAGGACCACGCGCGGCUCACAGGCUGCCGCGCGUAUGACCAUGGCGGUUAUUCUCGGGGUCACACAAUCAGUACUCUUCAGAAUGAACGACGACGACGAUAACGAACGAACCCAAUUGCUUGGCCAGGGGAACCAGAAUGGUGAUGGAAAUGACAGCAAUAAGGAGACUCAACCCAAUUCAAAGACUCGAGCUGCAGUUUGGGGCGUUCUCACUCUCUUGUUUGUGAUAGGGCUGGUUCCGCUGCUGGCCUUUCAAGAUAAGUUGCCGGAAGAGCUAUUUCCGUGGCUAGGCAGGUUGCCUAGUGAUCCUAUGCUGGCAGCGCUGAGCAUCCUUGACAAGGCCCCGGUCAUCGUACGUGACGGCAGGCCUUUAAAUACACUCGACUGA